This is a messenger RNA of Meira miltonrushii, 657 nucleotides long. RefSeq lists its product as uncharacterized. Lineage: Eukaryota; Fungi; Basidiomycota; Exobasidiomycetes; Exobasidiales; Brachybasidiaceae. The transcript has a single exon. The record is from RefSeq and is a predicted model, not a curated record. Bases 1 to 657 code for a protein of 218 amino acids.
AUGAUUUCCGUUCUACAAGGGUAUAUUAUCGGCAUCACAGCCAUCGUCUCUCUCAUCUUUUGUACUCGGACAGAUGGUGCUCACUCGCCUGAUGAUAAAAGUCAAGGAAGUUGGUCAGGGCUAAGUGAUAUCUUGGAAAUCAAUCAAUUCGAUCCAACCUGGCAAGGUGAGGUUCAGAGUGGUUAUAGAGGAGAUGCCAACACAUCGCAAAAUAAUGAAGGUGGACAAGAGAAAGCUAAACGGAAAAAGAUUCGUCUUUCAACACCAGAAAAGCAACAAUCACGGAAGCUUAGACGUCAAAGAUUCAACGAUGCUUUAAAUUCGGAUCCGGUGCGAAAAGAUAUCUAUAAAAAGAAGAAAGCUGAAUGGAAUCGGGCAUAUAAAGCGAGAAGACGAGCAAGAAUCACAGGAAGCGAAAAAAAGGCUUUUAAAUUACUUGAAAGUCAGGCCAAUCGUAGAUAUUACAUGAAACGUAAAGAGAAAUACGGUGGAUAUUCUUGUCCAAUGAUGCAACGAUUGAAUGAGAUAAAAAAGUUACAUGAAGAAGGUAAAGCCAAUGAAGAGGAUCUUAAGAUCUUGCACGAUUAUAGGGAAGGACAAAAGUUAGCAAGGAGAAAACAACGUGCUGCUCAAAAAAGUGGCACUCAUAAAGGGUGA